This is a messenger RNA of Nyctereutes procyonoides (raccoon dog), 1180 nucleotides long. RefSeq names its product sulfide:quinone oxidoreductase, mitochondrial-like. Lineage: Eukaryota; Metazoa; Chordata; Mammalia; Carnivora; Canidae. The record is from RefSeq and is a predicted model, not a curated record. The coding region runs from base 1 to 1077 and encodes 358 amino acids. Gene Ontology annotation, molecular function: FAD binding; sulfide:quinone oxidoreductase activity. Gene Ontology annotation, cellular component: mitochondrion. The transcript has 3 exons.
AUGCCGGGCUCUUUUGAGACCUCAGUUAGUACUUUCCCCGACUCGGCCUUCAAAGGUUUGCCCAUCUCUACCUCCGCAGGCCCAGACUUCAAACACCUGGGGCACUUCUCUGGUCCCCCAGGCCGGAGCUGGUUUUACGAGCACGGGACCAGUCUUCAGGCUCAACAGUAUUUCCACUGUGCUCCUGCCUUAUCCAAGUGCGACCCCAAUGUCAGCCCCCCGCCUCCUCCCUUCCAGUCCCUCAACCGCACCCUUCGCUCAGUUUAUGGAAUCUCUCUGUGGGACUUGACAUCAUCCAACCAGGGACCCCGAUUUGUUCCUACAAAGCUUCGUUUUAAGACCGUGUACUUGUCAGAAGCCUAUUUCAGGAAGACGGGGAAGCGAUCCAAGGCCAAUAUCAUUUUCAACACUUCCCUUGGCACAAUUUUUGGGGUGAAGAAGUAUGCAGCUGCCCUGCAGGAGAUCAUCCGGGAAAGGAACCUCACUGUUAACCACAAACAAAACCUCAUUGAAGUCCGAGCUGAUAGGCAAGAGGCUGUUUUUGAGAAUCUGGACAAACCUGGAGAGACCCAAGUGAUUUCAUACGAAAUGCUUCACGUGACCCCACCAAUGAGCUCACCAGAUGCCCUCAAGACGAGUCCUGUGGCUGAUGCUGUGGGUUGGGUGGACCUCGAUAAAGAAACUCUUCAACACAAGAAAUACCCAAAUGUGUUUGGGAUUGGGGACUGCGCCAACCUUCCCACGUCGAAGCCCGCUGCUGCCGUGGCUGCCCAGUCAGGAAUACCCGACAGAACAAUUUCUCUGACGAUGAAGAAUAAAAAACCAACAAAAAAGUAUGAUGGCUACACCUCGUGUCCACUGGUGACUGGCUACAACCGGGUGAUUCUCGCGGAAUUCGACUACAAUGCUCAGCCGCUGGAAACCUUCCCCCAGAGCCGGUCCCAGAGCAGGGAGCGACUUACCAUGUACCUCAUGAAGGCUGACCUGAUGCCUUUCCUGUGCUGGAAUAUGAUGCUAAGGGGUUACUGGGGAGGACCAGCAUUUCUGCGCAAGUUGUUCCAUCUGGGGAUGAGUUAAGGAUGGUUUCUGAACCCCAGUCACAGUUGCUGAUUGAUCAAGAGCAGCAUGAAGAACUUAAAACCUAACCCCGCUCGAAGAAUUUACUGCUGGAUCAUGGUGA